This is a messenger RNA of Xenopus laevis (African clawed frog), 623 nucleotides long. It is a transcript of the gene ier3ip1.L, whose product is annotated as immediate early response 3 interacting protein 1 L homeolog. The transcript is spliced from 3 exons. Gene Ontology annotation, biological process: endoplasmic reticulum to Golgi vesicle-mediated transport. NCBI's taxonomy places the organism in Eukaryota, Metazoa, Chordata, Amphibia, Anura, Pipidae. Gene Ontology annotation, cellular component: Golgi membrane; endoplasmic reticulum membrane; COPII-coated ER to Golgi transport vesicle. The record is from RefSeq and is marked provisional. The coding region runs from base 5 to 253 and encodes 82 amino acids.
CAACAUGGCGUUCACCCUGUACACACUGCUGCAGGCCGCUCUGCUCUGUGUCAAUGCCGUGGCCGUGCUGCACGAAGAGCGAUUCCUCAGCAAGAUUGGCUGGGGAGUGGACCACGGUAUUGGAGGAUUUGGAGAGGAACCGGGAAUGAAGUCACAGCUCAUGAACCUCAUACGAUCAGUACGGACAGUGAUGAGAGUGCCGCUAAUUAUAGUGAACUCUGUAACAAUCGUGCUGCUCUUGCUAUUUGGAUAAAGACCGGAGGGAAGAUCCCAACGUAUCGCAAACCUGAUUUCCGCGCCCCAAGGAGCAAUGAAACAUCAGUGGGACAGUUCUCUGCCGCAAGCAAUUCCUGUUUUGUAAAAAAAAAAAAACUUUUUUUUUUUUCUCCUUUUAAUUGUGGACCUUGAAAAUGGACAUUGUUCAGUCCUGAUACAGUCCUUGUGCCUGUGCUCUCCAGUUAAAUAACAUUUCUGCUGUAUUUGCUCCCGGGCACUGAUCCGCUCUCUGGUUUACACUAACCAGCGCAACUGUCUUCUUUAUUCUGGCCCAUUCGGACAACUCUGUUUUGGAAUAUUACACAAGCAGAUGUUUUUCACUAUUGUAAUAAAUCCUUUAAAAAGAA